Molecule: messenger RNA, 270 nt
Organism: Brenthis ino (lesser marbled fritillary)
Lineage: Eukaryota; Metazoa; Arthropoda; Insecta; Lepidoptera; Nymphalidae
Source: the annotation of a GenBank genome assembly
AUGUCUUCUCGACCGAUUUCGACCACGGCGGCCAAUCUCAUUGAGGCUAGCCAACUGCGCAGGAGAUACUAUAGUGCACAAGUGUACGCGCAGACACAAGUGCACUCUCUAUUACGGCCACUCUCAUAUCCGGUGGACAACUACUAUGUUCGACCAUUCGACACGACCGGUGCGAGAUCCGGCGCAGGUCCGACGGCUUUACCUGCUCUCCGAGGCAAGGGGAAAAACAACUUCCAACUUCCCAACUCCGGGCUGUUACUGAGACUUUCU